Molecule: messenger RNA, 2282 nt
Organism: Phyllopteryx taeniolatus (common seadragon)
Lineage: Eukaryota; Metazoa; Chordata; Actinopteri; Syngnathiformes; Syngnathidae
Gene: rrp9
Product: ribosomal RNA processing 9, U3 small nucleolar RNA binding protein
Exons: 14
Coding region: 155-1687 (510 amino acids)
Cellular component (GO): small-subunit processome
Molecular function (GO): snoRNA binding; protein binding
Source: RefSeq, a predicted model, not a curated record
UGUAAUUGGUAUAGGCCAAUCAGCACCGAGAUUCCUUCCAACAUCAUUUCCAAGUUAGGUUGAAGUGCAUGUUACCCAUGUGGGUCCAAUGUUGACUUGAAUCUUGAGAAAGUUGAGAUUUUUUUCCCCGACAUUUGUGUUAACGCGUUUUACAAUGUCGUCGUCCUUCUUUAUCAAGGGGUCCAAAAACCCCAAAUUACCGAAACCUGGAAAAAACAUAACGAAAUCGAAUCGGAAAGGUGAUGGGGACCCGGGUGGGAAAGUUAAAGUCAAGAAACAAAAAUCCCGAUAUAACGAAGAGAUUUCCAGCGAAUCUGAGACAGAGAGUCCGAUAGUUGCCAAGAAAAGGCAGGUCAAAGAGAAGUAUGACUAUGACGAAACACCGCAGGAGAAGAAGCUCAGAUUAGCCAAACUUUACCUCAACCAGUUAAAGGAAGAAGAAGAAGAAAAGGCUGAAGGCGAGUCAUUUGAGGCCGAUCUGAUUGCGGGGAGACUUAAAGAAGAAGUGCUUGAACAGAAAGGAAAAUUACAACGACUCAUUGCAAAAGAUCUGUUGCCACCCGACGCUUCCGAAGUCCGUUUGUUACGAGGACACAAGCUACCAGUCACCUGCCUGGUCAUCAGUCCUGAUGAUAAGUGCAUCUUCUCUGCUGCAAAAGACUGCUCCAUCAUCAAAUGGGAUGUCGAGAGCGGGAAAAAACUGUGGGUCAUACCUGGCGGAAGGAAGGGUACAGAAGAUCGACAUGUAGGACAUACGGCUCACGUCCUGUGUAUGUCCAUAUCAUCCGACGGAAAAUACUUGGCCACUGGUGACAUGAACAAGCUGAUCAUGAUUUGGGAAGCUGAAUCGUGCAAGCAUCUCUACAAAUUCACAGGACACAAAGGCCCCGUUUCGGGUCUCUCGUUCAGGAAGGGAACUCACGAUCUGUACAGCGCUUCACACGAUCGCUCCGUCAAAGUGUGGAAUGUGGAUGAAAACGCCUACGUGGAAACUCUUUUCGGCCAUCAGGACGCCAUCACGGGACUGGACUGCCUGAGCCGAGAACGCUGCGUGACCGCCGGGGGCCGCGACCACACCGUGCGUGUAUGGAAGAUCAUGGAGGAGUCGCAGCUCGUCUUCCACGGCCACGAGGGUUCAAUAGAUUGCAUCCAACUCAUCAAUGAGGAGCACAUGAUUACAGGCGCUGACGACGGCUCCGUGUGUCUUUGGAGCGUCAAUAAGAAGAAGCCCCUCAGCACGGUGAAGCAGGCUCACGGUUGCAAUGGCGACCCCGGGCUGGAGCAGCCUCACUGGGUGGCCGCGGUGGCCGCGCUUCAGAGCACCGACGUCGUAGCCUCAGGUGCCUCUGGCUGUUCCAGCAAUUCGCAGGUGCAACUGUGGACGUGCGGUCCGCGUUAUCGAGGGCUCGAGCCGCUCUUCAGUGUUCCAGUGGUAAAAGCAGAUUUAAAUGCACUUACCUUCACAGUCCAUGUGUCGUCUCAUUCUGCGUCCCUGUGUUCCUUCCCUCAGAUCGGUUUUGUCAACAGUUUAAAGUUUUCACACUCUGGUCACUUCUUGGUGGCGGGAGUCGGACAGGAACACAGGUUGGGACGAUGGUGGAGACAAAAAGAGGCCAGGAACGGGAUCUAUAUCAUUCCCCUUAAAAGGAAACCUCCCAAUCAAGAUGAAGCCCAGACAGCUGAAUAAUGGACUUUUUUUUGUAAAUUAAAGGCAUUUAAAACAUUUUGCCACAUUAUUAUUUUUUUAGAGAAUGAUUUGAUGUUGAUAUAACAGGUCGUUUGUUUGCAAAAACAACAGUGUAAAGUGUCUACUGGGUUAUGUAGACAAAUGGGUGGAUCGCUACACUCCCCUCCAAAAGUAUUUAAACAGUGGGACUCAUUACGUUAUUUUUUUUUUUUAUGUAUACUGAAAACAUUUGUGUUUGACAUUAAAGGAUAAAUAUGGGACGAUAACAGUUAAACUUUUAUUUCCAGGUAAAAUUACUUGUGGAUCUGCUGCAUGAUUGUAUUAUUAUUUGUAGCAUUUUUAGGUAAGCUAAAGUUUUGGUGCGUUCAUGUUUGGAUUUUCAUGUUUGUGACACUACUAUAAACAUAGUCUUCACAGGCAAAACUGAGCAUAGACAUUGAGUGCUAUUUAUUGUUUGAAUAAUUCACCUUGGGAACAAAACACACCUGUCAGCCACACGUUCAAGACUUUUGUAUCGUGCGUGGGUUCAAACAAAAAGUCCAAGGUGUGUAUCUGAUACAAAUGUAAAUUCCUGCACAUUAAAAGUUGAACUGUU